Molecule: messenger RNA, 2151 nt
Organism: Cinara cedri
Lineage: Eukaryota; Metazoa; Arthropoda; Insecta; Hemiptera; Aphididae
Source: the annotation of a GenBank genome assembly
AUGGGUAAUCAGUUAAAUAGUGGCCAAUUAGAUGAUGCUUUUACUACAAAAGGAUUUAAAGGUUUAUAGAGGUCACAUUUAUCUUUUGUGGGGUAGAGUACGAUUGCGUACGCUGCUUGUCGGAGGUACCUUUUUCAACCUUUUUCCUAACACGAUUGCGUACGUUAUUUUUAUGCAACGUUGUCACGCUGGAAAAUCACAGACGAAACUGGAAACGAUAUUAAAUUUAAAAUAAAAGUUCACAUUACUUAUUAUCAAGUAGAUUAAAGGAGAUAUGUGAUAUUAUGUGAUUUCGUAAUAUUUAUAUAUAUAGGUUGAUAAUCUGUUGACCUGUAGGCUGUCCAUAGAUCGAUAUUCUAUACGUUUAAUAUAUUUAACAAUCAAGCCGGUAACGAGUACUUGAACGAAAAAUUGAUUUUAUAAAUUUGGCAAUGUAGCAUACCCUAUCGUGUCGUUUUAUGGGUUUUUUUUUUUUAUGGGUUUCAUUGUUAUACAGCAAACAUACGCAAUCGUGUUCCAGAAAAGGUAAAUCGUACGCAAUCGGAUUCUACCCCUUUUGUAAAUCACCAAAAACAAAGUCUCACAUUAAUAGUGUUUCGGUAAUAAAAAGUUUUUUAAAAUCAACACCAAUAAAUCAAGUUUUAGAUGAAAAAAGAAAAUCCAUCUCGAAAAAACGUGAAGUUGAUCGAUCACAUAUUAUGGUAUCAUAUUUCUUUGUUUCUAGCUAAAAGAGGUUUGGCUUUCCGUGGCCAUGAUGAAACAAAAAAUUGUUUUAAGUUUUAAUCAAGGUAAUUUUAAAGAGCUUGUAAAAUUUUUGGAAAAGUAUAAUGGUAUGCUUAUCACACAUUUAGAGGUAAACAAAAUGCACAGUAUUUAAGUAACCAUAUUCAAAACGCUAUGAUCACAUCCCUUCACACUGUACUACUUAAAAAUUCAAAUUUGAAGUGAAAAAUACAAACAUAUCUACAAUUGCAGAUGAAACCAGUUAUAUAAGGCAUCAUGAACAGUUAUCUAUUAUUGUUCGACAUUUCGAUUUACAAAAGAAUAGACAUGUUGAAACUUUAAUUGGAUUAAAACGCAUGACAUCACUUAACGCUGAAUCAAUUUAUAAUAUGAUAACUUUUGUGUUACAGCAGUUUUCUAAAGACAGGUCUAAAAUCUUAGCUGUUUGUUUUGAUGAAGCUAGUACAAUAACUGGUAGUAUAUCUGGAGUGCAAGAAGAUGUAAACAAGAAAAUAACAAUAUAUUUUAUAUUUAUUGUUAUGCCCGUUGUUUAAAUUUAGCAUUGAUUGAUAGAAUUUUUGAAAAAUCCAAUACUAAAUCAGCUUUAAAAUAUAGCUCUCUUAUUUUUGAAUUUUUUGGAACAGUUCAGUUUGUUCAUACUUUUUAUAAAACAGUACCAUUAGAUAUAUUGAAAAACAUAGUGAAAGAAUCUGGCCAACAGGUUUUAACUUUGAAAUCAUUUUCAACUACUCGGUGGACUCAUAGUGCUGAAGUUGUUUCUUCUAUUAAAAAAAAUUGUAAUAUUAUAUUGCCAGCUCUAUACAUAACUUUUAUGAUGACUGUGCCAUACCAAAAAUUCGAGUAAAAGGCCUUUUUAACAGUUGCAAACAUUUUAAUUUAUUUUUGUUUUGUCGAUGAUGGAACCUAAUUUGCAAAUGAUCAAGUCGUUACAGUCUUCGAAUUUAGACUUGUUCACUGCUGUUCAACUGAACAUUUCAUUGAAAAAAUCUCUAGUUUUAAUGAGGAAUAGUGAACAGUUUAAUUAAAUGUUUGCUAAUUGCCUAAAAAUAUGUAAGGAACAUGAUAUAGAAAUUCCAGAAGUCAAAAAUGGAAAAAUAUCCAUAAAAAUAGACUCUAUAAAAACCCAACACAUGUUUGUGUCAAAGUCAGAAGACUAAAAGUAACAGUUUUUACAAAACCUUAGAUGUAUUAAUAAAUGGAUUAAAUUUAAAGUUCACUCAGGAAAUUCUUGAUAUGAUAAAUGGUGUAGGCAAAAUGUUAAAUUUAGAAAUACAUAAAACCAAUCUCUAUGAAGUACUACAAAAGAUAUUCUUAAUCUCUCAUGAAGGACUUGUUGCUGAAAUAAGGAUUUUAAAAGGCAUUCCAAAUGUUCCAAAUGGCUUAUCAACAAAAGCAGUUAACAAUUGA